Linum trigynum is the source of this 4411-nucleotide messenger RNA. Lineage: Eukaryota; Viridiplantae; Streptophyta; Magnoliopsida; Malpighiales; Linaceae. The record is from the annotation of a GenBank genome assembly.
CAGAGAUCAAUUGACGAUUCGGGAGAAGAAACUUGGGUAUGACCUGAAGAAGAAUGGAUUUCUACCUCAGUUUAUGGACAAAUAAUCAUGCAAGCUUAUCAUGAAAAGAAAGAGGACGGGACUACGAGUGUCUGGGAUCAAACGGCAACUGAUUCGGAGUCCGGACGAGGGAGAAACGAAGCAUUAAACAGAGGCUGAGCAAGCCACACGGGCACAACCCACACGGCCGUGUGACCUGGCCAUGUGGCCGUGUGGAAAUCACCGAGCCUUCACACGGGCAGCUGGGAAAGCCACACGGCCGUGUGGCCUGGCCGUGUGAGUCGGGAAUUGCUGUUUAAAACCCGAUUUUCAGCAAAAGGAAAGGGGGAGAGCUGGGUUUUGGAUCCCAAACACCCAAGGGACGAACCCUAGAGAGAGAGAGCGACUUGGGAACGUUCUUGGAGCUAUUUUGGAGGAUUUCUUCGCCAUUGAAGCUCGGGAAUCAAGCUUGGAGAUGGAGAUUGAAGAUCUAGAUCAGAUUUCUGCAGUCUCUCUCUUCUCUAUGGAGUAACUUCCUUUCACUUAGGUUUUGAGGAACCCUAGUUCCAUGAGUUAGGAUCUUUCUUGUAUGAAGUUUUGGAUGCUUUAUUGUUUGAUUAUAAUCGAAUGAUGCAUGUUUAUUGAGUCAAUUGAAGUCUGAUAAACUUUUCCUGAUUCCUGCUGCAAUCUGAGAUAGAUAGAAUCUGAUUAGGUUGCUAGAGUCUCAUCAUUCGGUAGUAGGAGAUUGGCUAUACGAGAGUUAGCCAGUUUACUGCUUUGUACUGGAAUCCAAUUCCAGUAGUGGAGUUCUGUGCUUAUUGCUUCAGCUUUCUAUCCCGGUGAAGACUAGUCGUCUGCCGGAUAGUUCGACUGAGAGGGUUUGGUCAGCUUAAGAGAUUCCAAGCUACUGUCGGAUCUUCCGCAGUUUAAUCAACAGUAAAACAACCAAAAGGAAUUACAACUUGGACCUAAUUGAGGAGCUAGGGGGAAUCAUACCUAAGUGAGUUCCCAAACUGUAAUUAGUAGUUUUACUUAGUUUAGUUAGUAGAGUAGUUUGGUUAAUCAAUCCUUAAUCUAGUUUGCUAGAUAAUGAACUGAAGCUGAGUAAUAGUAACUCUAGAGACCCGUGGAUUCGAUAUUUAUUACUUGUGCCACUAUACUGCAGUCUCUUUCAUUGGUUACACUUGGCCAUUGUUAGGUGUUGUGUUUUAGCGUGUCAAGUUUUUGGCGCCGUUGCCGGGGACUUUCUAGAGUAUUAGGAAAGGCAGAAGUUUGUUACUUUAGCGUUUUUCUUUUCUUUUCUUUUCCACCCUUGCUUUUCACUUGGGUGUUUUUGUUUUUGUUGGUGCAGAUCUGAAUCAUGGAUCCUAAUGGCUUCUCCAAUCAUUGGGGGUAUCCACCACCAUCCGGGUGGUAUUACCCCGCGACUCCCUACAGCAAUCAAGGAGGAGAAGACUAUGGAUUCGGGUUCCAGUACCAACCCCCUUACUACGGAGAACAAUCAGACCCCUGGGCAUAUCAAGAACAACCUAAUUACCAAGAAGACUUUCUCCCACAACUAGAAGGGCCAUCGGAGAUGGAGUUACCCAUGGCGGCCUUCACGGGCCACUCUGCAGAGCCAUGCUACACUUCACUGGAGGAUCCGAACGAACAAUUAAGGCUUCUCGUGGAGCAGUUUGCUCGAGACACUGAGAAAUCAUGCUCUAAGAUGGAUCUUCAAAUCAAAGCCCUUGCCACUUCUGAUCCCUCAUUUCUCCAUGAUAUGGAGGAGACUGUUCAGCGCUCAGCGAAGCAAACAGAGUGGGUGAAGCAAGUUUGCUCACAUCUUGCUCAAGAUCACUUUUCUGCUGCCACGCUAGAAGAGGUGGAGGAUGACAAAGGCUAUGGGAGCGUUGAGGAGCAUACAGAAGUUAUCACAAAGAACUCCCAUGAUAACCAUGAUCAGGAAAGUCCUUUGGUUGCAGACCACACCUUUCCUCAUUUAUGCUCUAACAUGAUGGGCCCGUGCGAGGAGAUGCAAGAUGAUCCCAUUGAAGAAAUUGCUUGGCGACUUGCUCUCCAAUCUGUUCUAGAAGAAGAAGAGCGAGCAAGGAUGAGGAAGAAAGUUGUGGAUGAUGAGGAAGAAAGAAAAGAAGAGGUGGUUCUUGAUCUUUUCCCAGGGGAGAGACCACAUUUUGGAGAAGAAAGGGGGGUUGAGGAAGCAAUUGGCGUCCAGGCUGAGGAUGAAGUUAAGGUGGAAGAGGCCUGCACCGGCCAUGAGUUACAUGUGAUAUCUCCACCAAACUUCGAGGAGCUGCUUGGCAAGGACCCAUUUGCAGUGUCUCUUUGCCAGACCAAGGCCACAUCGACAUGGGUCCCUCUUGGUGGAAGCGAUGGUGGUCGGUCGAUGCUGUCAUAUCUGGUUUGGGGCAAUGAGACGAGAGAAGAGAAGAAGAGGUCUCGAGGGUGGAGACUUCAUCUGCAUCAAGUACAUGAGCCUUCAUCACCUGCCACACCACAUGCUCGUGACUUGAGACUCCACCUCAUCGACGAGAACCUCAACUUCAAGGAGGUUCUAGCAUGGACCGAAACUUAGGAGCCAUCGUCUGGCUCACGACGUGAAAGAAGCGCUUGUUGGGAGGCAACCCAACCAGUCGGUUUGCAUUUCUUUCUCUAUUUCUCCUCGGUUGAGUCAGUUUUGUUAUUUGAUUUAAGAGUCAAUAACUCAACCUUUGUGAGAUUUUGUGUGGUGUUUGUGUUCUGAUUACUCUCUCUUCCUGGAAUGCACUGCCUGACCCGUACAUCAUCAUUCACCCUUGAUCUGGUAACUUCGUUCUACCCUCCUUAUCUUUCCUCCAUUGAGGACAAUGUCGUGCUUAAGUGUGGGGGGGUGUUCGAUUAUGUAUGCGGGUGAAUGUUUGGCUGUUUGUGUGCUUGGAGCCUAGUUCACUGUCCAAAUUUUUAAAUUUGAGGGCUCCAAGUAUGUGUUUCCUUGCAAAUUGCCUGCUCAGUAUGCUUUGAAUUGACAGUCUCUAUAGUAAUGUGCAACCUAGGGAGGUAGUGUAGCACUAUGGAGGAUGUUGAAGUAUAAGAUUUUUCCUAUCUAGCUCUCUGUUGUGCCAGUUGAUUUUGUGAAUUAGUGGAGCUAAGACCGUUGAAUUCAUGUGGUAAUGGUGACUCUGUUUGGAUUAUGUUAUGGACUCGUGUAUCGAACAGGGUGCUCAUAUGGAAAAUGGGAAGCAGUUGGUCCUCCAUGUCAAAAUCAUUAAAUCUUAAACAUGGGGUAAGCCCAACGUGUGCGGCACCGUUCAUUGCACAAAAUCGGGUUUUGGAAGAGAUUUUUGUGAUCCUUAGUGGGGUACUCCUACAAGGUGAAGCUAAGUUGUCUCUAGUACAAGUAAAACUUCCACCCGUUGAACGGUUUGCCUACUUGAGGAUGUGUUUUUAAGGGCACGGAUAGAGCUUCCGACCCCCCUUAAUUUCAUUGACCCUCCACACGAGUUGAGGAAAAGGAGUUAAAAGAAGUACUCUGGCGAGCUCCAGAUGUACAGAAAUUGCUCUUGCUCGACUAAUAAGGGUCGACCGUGCAAAAGAAGUACCCGUUGAAUUCAUGUGGUAAUGGUGACUCUGUUUGGAUUAUGUUAUGGACUCGUGUAUCGAACAGGGUGCUCAUAUGGAAAAUGGGAAGCAGUUGGUCCUCCAUGUCAAAAUCAUUAAAUCUUAAACAUGGGGUAAGCCCAACGUGUGCGGCACCGUUCAUUGCACAAAAUCGGGUUUUGGAAGAGAUUUUAGUGAUCCUUAGUGGGGUACGGUCCUCCAUGUCAAAAUCAUUAAAUCUUAAACAUGGGGUAAGCCCAACGUGUGCGGCACCGUUCAUUGCACAAAAUCGGGUUUUGGAAGAGAUUUUAGUGAUCCUUAGUGGGGUACUCCUACAAGGUGAAGCUAAGUUGUCUCUAGUACAAGUAAAACUUCCACCCGUUGAACGGUUUGCCUACUUGAGGAUGUGUUUUUAAGGGCACGGAUAGAGCUUCCGACCCUCCUUAAUUUCAUUGACCCUCCACACGAGUUGAGGAAAAGGAGUUAAAAGAAGUACUCUGGCAAGCUCCAGAUGUACAGAAAUUGCUCUUGCUCGACUAAUAAGGGUCGACCGUGCAAAAGAAGUACCCGUUGAAUUCAUGUGGUAAUGGUGACUCUGUUUGGAUUAUGUUAUGGACUCGUGUAUCGAACAGGGUGCUCAUAUGGAAAAUGGGAAGCAGUUGGUCCUCCAUGUCAAAAUCAUUAAAUCUUAAACAUGGGGUAAGCCCAACGUGUGCGGCACCGUUCAUUGCACAAAAUCGGGUUUUGGAAGAGAUUUUAGUGAUCCUUAGUGGGGUACGGUCCUCCAUGUCAAAAUCAUUAAAUCUUAAACAUGGGG